AGGAUUUUGAUUCUACUUUCUUACUUCGAAGACGUGUAAAAAAAGAUGAAGUUAUAAGUGAAUCUGAUGAUGGUAAAUCUGAUGAUAAUGGUGAUUUUGAAACAUUUAAGGAUUAUGCAUCACUGGAUUAUGAGCCAUUUUGA
Funneliformis geosporum is the source of this 143-nucleotide messenger RNA. NCBI's taxonomy places the organism in Eukaryota, Fungi, Glomeromycota, Glomeromycetes, Glomerales, Glomeraceae. The record is from the annotation of a GenBank genome assembly.